AUGCUGCUCAGACAUACUGCUCGACAGGCAAGAACCUGUCUUAGGCCUCUACGACCGAGAAGGCAUGCAAGCUCAUUCGCUGGCACCUUUGCCAAUCUCCCCACGGCCCCGAAAGUCCUCGCGUAUGCCUUGAUUGGCGCGGGUGGCGUGGGCUUGAGUCUUGGUGUGUAUCAUUACUACAAGCUGCCUGCAUCGCCGUACCCUGACACAGUGACGGAGCAUCUCCGCAAGGCACUUUAUUAUGAAGGCGCCGGUGCAGAUGCCAAGCAAGCUGUUCAGCACUAUCUCGAUGCAUUAGAAGAAGCUACAAAAUUAGGUCUUGACCAGACGUCAGAUAAGAUGACUGGUCUCAAGAUCAAGAUUGCUGGAGUUUAUGAACAAGCUGGUCGCUUGGACUCUGCUAUUCGUGUCUAUUCUGGCCUCCUGGGUGAGCUGAAGGCUCCUUUGCGAAUGCAGCUACAGGAAGAGGAUCGCUUGAGAUUGCUGAAGCGAGCAAUUGGUACAUCUGUCAAGAUUGGCGAGCUCGCUGCGCAAGUACCAGGAUACAAGGAGAAGGCUGAGCCAGCUUUGAGUUGGGCACUGGAGACUGCACUCAAGGAAACAACCACCAAACAGAAUGGCGACUACAACUGGCUUGGGCCUGAUGAAAUGUCGAGUUUGUUUGAGCGUGUUGGACAUUACUAUUAUGCCGAGGGACGGCAUCAACUUGCUUUGCCUCUAUUUCUGAAGGCCCUCGAAGCACAUGGUGAGACACCAACCUGUCGUACAGUGAUGCUCAUGAAUAAUGUCGCUUCAUCGCUUUCAUCGCAAAGUGGCCAAGUCCCUGUCCAAGAGAAUGCCAGGCUAUGGGCUCAACGAGCACGAGAGUUGAAGGUCAAAGGUCAGUCUGCCGAAGAGCAAGCUGAAUGUGACUACGGCAAGCAAAUGGCUUUGUUCAAUCUCGGUCGUAUUGCUGAAGUCUUGAAUCAGCCUGAUGAGGCGAGAGCACGCUAUACAGAGGUUGCGCGGCAGUCUAGGACUCUCGCACAUCCUGAUGCGAGAGAACUGUCCAGGGAAGCGUUGAUUGCUCUCAAACGUAUGCCAUAG
This is a messenger RNA of Protomyces lactucae-debilis, 1086 nucleotides long. RefSeq lists its product as uncharacterized. Gene Ontology annotation, molecular function: misfolded protein binding. The transcript has a single exon. Gene Ontology annotation, cellular component: i-AAA complex. The coding region runs from base 1 to 1086 and encodes 361 amino acids. The record is from RefSeq and is a predicted model, not a curated record. Gene Ontology annotation, biological process: protein quality control for misfolded or incompletely synthesized proteins. Lineage: Eukaryota; Fungi; Ascomycota; Taphrinomycetes; Taphrinales; Protomycetaceae.